This is a messenger RNA of Olea europaea var. sylvestris, 2093 nucleotides long. Its product is annotated as malonate--CoA ligase. The record is from RefSeq and is a predicted model, not a curated record. Lineage: Eukaryota; Viridiplantae; Streptophyta; Magnoliopsida; Lamiales; Oleaceae. The transcript is spliced from 17 exons. Gene Ontology annotation, molecular function: medium-chain fatty acid-CoA ligase activity. The coding region runs from base 30 to 1853 and encodes 607 amino acids. Gene Ontology annotation, biological process: fatty acid metabolic process.
CCUAAAAGUCAAAUUGUCCACCUAACAAUAUGAGCAUACUUAAGUCCACCAACCACUUAAUCAAGCACGGACUGUUAGUGCCAUACUGUACAUCUUGCCGGUGCUUAUUAAAUUCUUCUACUUCAUAUUCCAGCUUGAAAUUCUUCAGUUCUUUCUCUGUUUUCUCUCGUAAAGAUCCCAACUUUUGUCUCGCUUCUCAGUCUCGCUUCUUUUCUUCUGGUAAUAACGUAAUGAUGGAGCUGUUCAAGGCUGUUUCCAGCACGGCAUCUGCAUCUCUGGGUAGUAUUGCCAUAAGAUCAGAUCAAAAUAGUUAUAGUUACCAUCAGCUGAUCUCAUCUGCUUUGAAGAUAUCUAAGGCAUUAUGUGAUGCUGAUUUAAAAAAUGUUGAUAGCAAUAUAAAAAGUAAACAUCUUGGUGGAGCUAGGGUGGGGAUUGUUGCAAAACCAUCUGCUGAGUUUGUUGCUGGAGUUCUAGGAACAUGGUUCAGUGGAGGUGUUGCGGUCCCUCUUGCACUUAGUUACCCAGAAGCCGAGCUCCUGCAUGUGAUGAAUGAUUCGGACGUUUCUGUCAUUCUGAGUACCGAAGAUCAUCAAAAACUUAUGAAAGCCGUUGCAGCUAAAGCUGCUGCUCAAGUUUCCCUUAUUCCUACUAUUCCGAGCAUAAGUGGUCUUGCAGACAAAACAAAUGAGGAAAUUGAAAUUUCUGACAAGAUAAAUGGGAAUGACGCAGCAUUGAUUAUAUACACCAGUGGUACAACAGGUAAACCUAAAGGAGUUGUACACACACACAAAGGUGUCUUGGCGCAGGUUCAAAUGUUAACAGAGGCAUGGGGAUACACAUCCAGUGAUCAAUUCCUGCACUGUCUACCAUUACAUCAUGUUCAUGGACUUUUCAAUGCUUUAUUAGCCCCUUUGUAUGCGGGUUCCACGGUUGAAUUCAUGCCGAAAUUCAGUGUGAGGGGGAUCUGGCAGAGAUGGCGUGAAUCUUAUCCGAAGGAUGAAAGUAAAGCUGGUGAUGCUAUAACUGUGUUUACUGGAGUUCCAACCAUGUAUACACGUCUAAUACAAGGGUAUGAAGCCAUGGAUCCAGAAUCACAAGCUUCUGCUGCUUCAGCAGCUAGACAGUUGCGUCUCAUGAUGUGUGGCUCCUCUGCCCUUCCACUUCCAAUUAUGCAACAGUGGGAAAGUAUCACUGGCCAUCGCCUUCUGGAACGAUAUGGCAUGACUGAGUUUGUCAUGGCGUUGUCUAAUCCCCUAAUUGGUGAGCGAAAAGGAGGAACUGUUGGCAAGCCACUUCCUGGCGUGCAGGCCAAGAUCCUUGCAGAAGACGGGAGUAGUGAAGUAGAGGUAGGCGAGCUCUGUAUUAAAAGCCCAUCACUGUUCAGGGAAUAUUGGAAGCUUCCUGAGGUAACUAAGGAGUCGUUUAUUAACGGUGGAUUCUUCAAAACUGGAGAUGCUGCUAGAUUGAAUGAAGACGGAUACUAUGUCAUUUUAGGACGUACUAAUGCCGAUAUUAUGAAGGUUGGUGGGUAUAAGUUAUCUGCGCUAGAAAUUGAAGCGGUUCUUUUAGAGCAUCCGGCUAUUUCAGAGUGUUGUGUGUUGGGAUUGCCUGACAAGGACUAUGGCGAAGCUGUGUGUGCAAUAGUUGUAGCUGAUGCAGAGGUUAAGAGAAUACGAGAUGAAGAAUCGAAUCCUGCUCUGACUUUGGAAGAACUUACCAUGUGGGCUAAAGAGAAACUUGCACCAUACAAGCUACCAACGCGUUUAUUGCUAUGGGAGUCGCUGCCACGUAAUGCUAUGGGAAAGGUGAACAAAAAAGAGCUGAAGAAAAAGCUAGCAGACGAUAAACAAUGAGGACAUUUUUCGUGCAUAGUAUUAUUGGAAACGACUUGACAAUAUAUUAAAAUUUAGCUUAUUUUUCUUCUUUAAUGUUGUCCACUCUAGUCUGAGGUCGGUUGGUCGGUAAACAUUAAUACUGUUGAUAGAUUGAGGCAGAGAGUUUCAAGUAAAUUUGUUGUGAAGGCACACUGAAUUAUAAGUUGAAUUAUUAUUAAUUUGAAAUAAUUGGGAAUUUUGUUUCCUUUGAGUUCUGUA